AUGUUCUACACAAAUGUAACAAGGAUAAAAGAUUUCUUCAUUGUUGGAUUUCCUGGACUUUUACCAGAGCAUUAUGGUCCUGUGUCGGCCCUGCUUUUUGUACUCUUCUUGGCCAUAGCUGUGGGAAAUAUUUUCAUUUUAGCAUUUGUUAAAUAUGAACAGUCUCUUCACAAACCCACCUAUCUGAUCUUUUGCCACCUUGCAUUAUGUGACUUUGUGUUUGGGUGUGUUACUCUUCCAAAGAUUAUAUUAAAAUAUUGGUUUGAUGACAGCAUUAUUUCAUUUUAUGGUUGCUUUGCACAAAUGUAUUUUGUUCAUUUUUUAGGGGCAACUCAUUCUUUCAUCCUGAUGGUGAUGGCCCUUGACCGUUUUAUUGCAGUUUGUGCUCCACUGCGUUACACAGCUCUGUUCACAAACACCACAGUGUCUGUGCUUUGUGGAAUAUCAUGGUUUAUGCCAAUAACAUGGAUGGUGGGUAUAGUUUUAGAUGCUCUUGCAUUGCCUUAUUGUAAUUCAAAUAUAAUUUUACAUUGCUAUUGUGACCAUUUAUCAAUAACAGGACUCGGAUGUGAGAAUGUACGAAGAGUUCAGCUAGUUGGACUUGGUCUUGCCAUGUUCAGUUUGUUGGUGCCUCUGGGUUUUAUUAUAUUCUCUUAUUUUGUCGUCAUUGUUGCUGUAAUUCGUAUGUCCAGCUCUGAAGGCCGCCUCAGGACUAUGUCUACCUGCAUGCCACAGCUCCUUAUCACAUUUCUGUAUUAUAUGCCACGGUGCUUUGUGUACCUGGCAAAUAAUGUAGGUUUCACUUUCAGUGCUCCAGUUCGCAUUGUUGUUGUGAUGCUGUACAGUCUUUUACCUGCUGCUGUCAACCCAAUAAUAUACUGUUUCAAAACCAAGGACAUCAAAGAAUGCUUGAAGAAGAAAUUCUUCACUAGGAAAAUUAAGAUUAGCACAAAAAAUUUAUCAAAUCCAAUCCAGCAGUGUACAAUUAAAUAA
This is a messenger RNA of Seriola dumerili (greater amberjack), 993 nucleotides long. Its product is annotated as olfactory receptor 52E8-like. The record is from RefSeq and is a predicted model, not a curated record. Gene Ontology annotation, biological process: G protein-coupled receptor signaling pathway. The transcript has a single exon. Gene Ontology annotation, cellular component: membrane. The coding region runs from base 1 to 993 and encodes 330 amino acids. NCBI's taxonomy places the organism in Eukaryota, Metazoa, Chordata, Actinopteri, Carangiformes, Carangidae. Gene Ontology annotation, molecular function: G protein-coupled receptor activity; olfactory receptor activity.